AUGGCCAAACAGAUCAACGUCACUGAGCAGGAAGCGCGAGAGGUCGCCGAAGCCUCGCGGCAAACCGAAUGGACCCAGCCGAGCUUCAUGCGCGAGUUGUUCCUCGGCAACUUCCGCCUCGACCUGAUCCACCCCUUCCCGCUGGAGAGCGAAGAGCGGCCCGAGUUCGUCGCCUUCUACAACGCGAUGAAGGAGUUCAUGCGCGAUCAUGUCGACAGCGAGUUGAUCGAUGUCACCGGCGAAUAUCCCGAAGAGGUGGUCGACGGACUGCGCAAGCUCGGCGCCUUUGGCAUGAAGAUCCCCACCAAGUACGGCGGACUGGGCUUCAGCCAAGUCGAGUACGGCAAGGUGAUGGAAAUGCUCGGCGCCCAGGACGGCAACCUCUCGGCGCUGCUCUCGGCCCACCAGUCAAUCGGCGUGCCGCAGCCGCUGAAGCUGUUCGGAUCAGACGAGCUCAAAGAGAAGUAUCUGCCGCGCUGCGCCAAAGGCGAGAUCUCGGCCUUUGCCUUGACCGAGGAUCAGGUGGGCUCGGAUCCGGCACGGAUGACCACUACCUACGAGCUCAGCGAAGACGGCCAGCACUACAUCCUGAACGGUCGCAAGCUGUGGUGCACCAACGGCACCCUGGCCGACCUGCUGGUGACCGCCUGGGAAGGGGUCAAGAUCGAGCAUCGCUGCCACUUCAUGGGUCUCAAGGCGCUGGCCAACGCGGUGCUGAGCUUCACUGACGUCAAGAUCCCGGUCGAGAAUCUGAUCGGCAAGGCCGGGCGCGGUUUGAAGAUCGCCCUGACGACGCUGAACGACGGCCGCUUGUCGAUCCCCAACAGCUCGGUCGGCCUGGCCAAGCGGGCGUUGCAGAUCUGCCGCCAGUGGUCGAGCGAGCGAGUCCAGUGGGGCAAGCCGAUCGGCCGUCACGAGGCCAUCGCCCACAAGAUCGCCGACAUGGCUUCGACCACCUUCGCCAUGGAGUCGGUCGCCAACCUGGCCACCGAGAUGUCCAACCGCGGCAACUUCGACAUCCGCCUCGAAGCGGCGGCUGCCAAGGAGUGGAACACCUGCCGCGCCUGGGAGAUCGUCGACGACACUAUGCAGAUCCGCGGCGGCCGCGGCUACGAGACCGCCAGCUCGCUCAGGGCUCGCGGCGAGCAGCCGAUCGCGGUGGAGCGGAUGAUGCGUGACUACCGGAUCAACAAGAUCUUCGAGGGCUCGAGCGAGAUCAUGCAUCUGUUCAUGGCCCGCGAAGCGGUCGACAAGCAUCUGCAGGUGGCUGGCGACAUGAUCGACCCGCGCAAGAGCCCGUCGGAGAAACUCCAGGCGUUGCCAAAGAUCGCCGCCUUUUAUGCCUCGUGGUACCCGACCCGCUGGAUCGGCUUCCAGAGCUUCUCUGAGUUCGGCGCCUUCGCUCCGCACUUGCGGUUCGUCGAGCGCAGCACGCGGCGGCUGUCACGACAGAUCUUCCACGGCAUGAUGGUCCACCAGGCCAAGAUGGAGCGCAAGCAGCUGUUCCUGUUCCGGGUGGUCGACAUCGCCAACGAGUUGCUCGCCAUGGCCGCCAGCGCCAGCCGCGCCCACGCCAUGCAGCAGCAAGGCCACCGCAACGCCAAGCAGGCCGCACAGCUCGCCGACCUGUUCUGCCGCAGCUCGCGGCGCAAGGUUCAGCAGCUGUUCCGCGACCUGUGGCGCAACGAUGACGACCUCAAGGUCAAGAUCGCCAACGGUGUCCUCAAAGGACGCCAACUGUGGCUCGAAGAGCUCCUCGAGGGAUUGGAAGUCGAAGCUCCGACGCCGGCCCGGGCGCAGGUGACGGCUAAGAAGGAGGCGCGGCCAGUUGCGGUGAACUGA
Messenger RNA from Nerophis lumbriciformis (worm pipefish), 1842 nucleotides. Lineage: Eukaryota; Metazoa; Chordata; Actinopteri; Syngnathiformes; Syngnathidae. The record is from RefSeq and is a predicted model, not a curated record.